AUGGUUCCAGGCACAGCUCGACUCAGUCUGACUUUUCUCACGUCCCUCUGCGGGGAGAAUCUGCUGGGCGUGGGCGUGAUCAGCUGCUUAUCAUCGCAGCUUCAUGGGGAGCCGUGGCAGAGAGGCAUUCUGGGCGUUCUGAUCCCAGGUUUUAAAUGGUUUGGGAGCCUUACCAAUCUGUCCCAACGUCACCCCCCAGAGAAGGCCAGUAACAAAGCAGUCCCACAUCUGAAUGAGAGCCUCUGUGGAGCUGGAGCAGCAGAGGGGGGGCAGUCUGUAGACGACAGGGACUCGAGCCCCUGCAGCUACGCCCUCUUCGCCCACGUGGCCUCGGUGCCCCUCACACAGAAGAUCUUCAGAGUGAAGGAGAAGACAGCCCAGGAGGAGAAGCAGGAAGGGCCGAGCCAGUGGAAGGCGGGGGAACAUGUUCGAGACUCCCCCCUGCUCGGUGUCCUCUCCGCUCUCAGUUUGACAGCUAUGGAGCAACCUCAGCGCGUUUUGGCUCAGCCGCUGCCCCCCGCACCCAACCGGCCCUCACCUUUGACCUCUGCUCCUGACAGCUGCCUCAGGGAGCUGCCCGUCCUCAGCCACGAGACUCGGAGCUGCAAAGCUGCUGCAGGACCUGAACGAGAUCCUUCAGACAUGACGAGCUGCAGAGCAGCUUCCAAACAGGACGUCUAUGUGCCAAUGGACCCCAUAUCUGACAGGACCCGGACCCGGACCCAGACCCAGCCCCACCCCCAGACAGCGAGGCAGCCACCUGAACAGGAAACCAACAAAACUGCAACCACCUCACAGGAAGUGUGGAGUGGUGACAGGUGUUCAAAAGUGACAGACAGCGGUGGAGAAUAUGUGAAAUUCUGCAAAGAGAAGUUCUGGUUGGAGCCGCCAUCGGAGAAACUGAGAAAGGAGCUGGAGGAGGAGCUGAAGCUGAGCGGCACGGAGAUGAAGAGCCACGCCUGGUACCACGGACGCAUCCCCUGGGAGGUUUCAGAGACUCUGGUUCUGAACCACGGAGAUUUCCUCAUCAGGGACUCACAGUCCAGUCAGGGCGACUUCGUCCUCACCUGCCGCUGGGAGCAGAGAACUCUUCAUUUCCUCAUCAGGAAGACGGUGGUUCUGUCCGCUGAGAAGUACACCCAGGUCCGGUACGGCCUGGAGGGCGAAGCCUUUGACUCGUUACCAGCUCUGGUUCAUUACUACGUGGGCAGUCGGGCGGCUCUGACCCAGAGCAGCAGAGCUCAGAUUCACCGACCGGCGAACAGGAUGCUGCCCAUCCGUUUCCUGGAGGCCACCUUCUGCACGGCCGUCAGCCCCCACCCCCACCCGAGAGGGCUGAAGAGUGGAGUGGAGGGAGGGGAGAGGGUCCGACCCAGCAGUCCGUCACGUCUCCAACGCAAAAGGACAGAAGUCUCUGGUCAACCUGAGGGUCCGUGUCUGACGAAAGAUGGAGAAUCCUGCAGCUUCUCUCCAAACGACCGCCUCUCACCAUCUCGAAGCCCCCACAGCAGCCAGGCAGCCGAUGUGACACCAUUUCCAAACCGUUCCUGGUGCUCAGACACAACCAGAUCUAUGUCCUCACCGAGCAGCACUCUGCACAGAAAGCAUCUCAACGUACCUCAUCUGGAGCAGGACGCCCCCUCCUCUGACAAAGAUGGAAGCUGCUACACCGAGCUGUACCCUCAGAGCUACGUGGAGCGGCUGCAGGCAGAGGAAGGCUCGUCCAGCUCUGACCCGCUGAGGACGGACGAUGUAACUGCGUCCUUCUCACCGGUGGUGGAGACGGUCUCUUGCUUCAGACCCAGCAGGUACCUGUCAGCGCUGAUGUCCAAAGAGAACAAGCCUCUGGAGGUGAACAUCUUGCGGAGCAUGAAGGAGCUGCUGGUUGAGGUCAACCCCAGAACGGCGGCCCAGCACAUCACCAUGACGGACUGCUUGGUGGGGCGAAUUUUGCAGGUGACUCCGGAGAUGCAAAGGAUGAUGGGAGUUAGUUCUGGGAUGGAGCUGCUCACGUUGCCACAAGGCCAACAGUUAAGACUGGACCUGCUGGAGAGGUUUCAGACCAUGGCCAUCAUGUUUGCAGUAAACCUGCUGGGCUGCACGGGGACGACUGAAGCUCGGGCCGCUCUGCUUCAUAAAAUCAUCCAGAUGGCCGCAGAGCUGAAGACCACCAUGGGCAACCUGUUCGGCUUCGCUGCCGUCAUGAAAGCCUUGGAGCUGCCGCAGGUGUCUCGCCUGGAGCAGAUGUGGACUGCGUUACGGCAGCGACACACAGACGGAGCCGUUCUUUACGAGAAGACUCUGCGACCGUUCCUGAGGAGCCUCAAUGAUGGAACAGAGACCUGUCCACCGUGCAACACCACCUUCCCCCACGUCCUCCCCCUCCUCACCCUGCUGGAGAAGAGCUUGGCAGUGGGUGAGGGGACGGAGCCAUGGGAGACGGUGGAGGUCAGCGUGGAUGUGGUCAUGUUCCACCUGGGGGCGGCGAGGACCAUGGCUCAGCUGGGAGGCCUCUACCGCUCCAAUGCUGAGAGCAAAUUACGAGGCUUUCAGGAGCAGGCGGAGGUCAGGGAGAUCUUCCUGACUGACUUCCAGAUGAGACUGCUGUGGGGGAGCAGAGGAGCCCAAGAGAACCAGGCACUGAGGUUCUCCAAGUUUGACCAGGUGCUAACCGCCUUGUCCAAUAGGUUGGAGCCACCGCUCAAGAGACCCUGA
Molecule: messenger RNA, 2715 nt
Organism: Nematolebias whitei (Rio pearlfish)
Lineage: Eukaryota; Metazoa; Chordata; Actinopteri; Cyprinodontiformes; Rivulidae
Product: SH2 domain-containing protein 3C-like
Exons: 13
Coding region: 1-2715 (904 amino acids)
Biological process (GO): positive regulation of peptidyl-serine phosphorylation; small GTPase-mediated signal transduction
Molecular function (GO): guanyl-nucleotide exchange factor activity; phosphotyrosine residue binding
Source: RefSeq, a predicted model, not a curated record